This is a messenger RNA of Malus domestica (apple), 1895 nucleotides long. RefSeq names its product ent-kaurenoic acid oxidase 2-like. Gene Ontology annotation, biological process: sterol metabolic process. Gene Ontology annotation, molecular function: heme binding; ent-kaurenoic acid monooxygenase activity; iron ion binding. Gene Ontology annotation, cellular component: endoplasmic reticulum. NCBI's taxonomy places the organism in Eukaryota, Viridiplantae, Streptophyta, Magnoliopsida, Rosales, Rosaceae. The record is from RefSeq and is a predicted model, not a curated record.
AAGCAAAACUAAAGCACAAGUCCAAAAUUUUCUAUUUAAGAGAAAACAGUAAAAUGAAAAAUCCAAGAAAAAGGUGAAAAAUGGAGUUUUUGGGUUUCUGGGGUUUUGUUUUCACAGCUUCAGUUGGUGGAUUUGGUGCUCUACUUUUGAUUCUAAAGAAAGCAAACGAAUGGCUGUUCGUGAGAAAAUUGGGUGAAAACAAGCACACUCUACCUCCGGGUGACCUGGGCUGGCCUUUCAUUGGCAACACCCUGUCGUUCAUCAAGGCUCUAAAAUCGGAUCAUCCGGAGUCGUUCAUCUCCAAUCAUGUCAAAAGGUUUGGCAGCACUGGAAUUUACAAAGCCUGUUUGUUUGGAAAGCCAACCAUAAUUGUAACAACAGCUGAAACGUGCAAGCAGGUGCUGAUGGAUAGUUUACAAUUCAAGACCGGUUGGCCAAAAUCAACGUCGGAAUUAAUGGGAAGGAAAUCAUUUAUGAGCCUAUCUGGAGAGGAACACAAGCGCCUUCGCAAGCUGACAGCCGCCCCAAUCAGUGGUCACAAGGCACUGUCUAUGUACCAUGAGUAUAUAAAGGAUGUCAUAGUCAGUUCAUUGGAUGAAUUAGCGGAAGCGGAGAAGCCCGUUGAGUUCUUGACUGAGAUUAGGAAGAUCACAUUCAGAAUAAUCAUGUUCAUUUUCUUGAGUUGUGAGGUUGGUACACCGUUAGAAACCAUGGAAAAGGAAUAUGCUAUUAUGAAUCAUGGUCUAAGGGCCAUGGCCAUUAACCUUCCUGGCUUUGCUUUUCAUAAAGCCCUCAAGGCUAGAAGAAGGAUGGUUAAGAUUAUUCAAGGUAUUUUAGACGGAAGGCGGGCAAGAAACGAAGCUCAGAUAUCAAGGGAAAGAACAGAUUUGACAGAUAUGUUAAUGGAAACCGAAGACGAAAAUGGUAACAAAUUAGAUGAUGAAGAGAUUAUAGACAUAGUCCUCAUGUACUUAAACGCUGGUCAUGAAUCUACAGCCCAUGCCACUUUGUGGGCUACUCUCUUCUUACAUGAAAAUCCAGAAUACUACCAAAAAGCCAAGGCAGAACAACUGGAGAUUCUGAAGACGGCAUCACCAGAAGAAGGAUUGAACUUUAAAGGAACUAAACAGAUGGAAUAUCUUUCCAAGGUAAUCGAUGAAACUCUGCGCAUUGUUAACGUCUCAUUGUAUAGCUACCGAGAGGCUGCUACUGAUGUCAAAGUCUCUGGUUACACAAUACCAAGGGGCUGGAAAGUAAUGAUGUGGUAUAGAGGUGUCCAUUUGAACCCAGAAUAUUAUCCAGAUCCAAAGAAGUUUAACCCCUCAAGAUGGAAUGGAAGUAAUGCCAAGGCACGGAGUUUCAUUCCCUUUGGAAUAGGAAGUAGGCUAUGCCCUGGAAGUGAUUUGACCAAGCUUGAAAUUACUAUCUUUCUUCACUAUUUUCUCCUUAAUUAUGAGCUUGAACGUCUCAAUCCGGCAAUUGGAGUGAGUUAUUUACCCCAUCCAAGACCCAAAGACAAUUGCCUUGCAAAAGUUAAGAAGCUUCCAUCAUCAUCUAUAUAACCUGAAAAAUACCUGGGCAGACUUGCUUUCCUUUGUAAAAUAUGUUUUAAGUCCUCAUCCCGUGGAUAAGAGCUAGUUAGUGGAAGAUUACAAUGGAAAAGUGAGGCUGGCCCCUUUGUUUUUAUAUGUCAUCACUUUGUCGUAUUUGGGAUUUUCGAUUUUCCAAUGUUUCUGCGGAUACAACUUGGUCCUCCAAUCCUUGAACAUACCCUUCUUGUAAAAUAUUAGUAUUUGUUGUAAAAUCGAUGGUGUGUGCAGUGGAAUAAAUAAACAAGACACAAAAUUUACGAGGUUCCUCUACAGUCAGUAUGACUAGAGUACAUCCUAGGGACA